Ostrinia nubilalis (European corn borer) is the source of this 3056-nucleotide messenger RNA. RefSeq names its product dual specificity calcium/calmodulin-dependent 3',5'-cyclic nucleotide phosphodiesterase 1C-like. The transcript is spliced from 7 exons. The coding region runs from base 83 to 1930 and encodes 615 amino acids. Gene Ontology annotation, molecular function: 3',5'-cyclic-AMP phosphodiesterase activity. The record is from RefSeq and is a predicted model, not a curated record. Lineage: Eukaryota; Metazoa; Arthropoda; Insecta; Lepidoptera; Crambidae.
ACUAUUCAGCCUCAUCGAGGAAGGCUACCACUCAACGAACCCCUAUCAUAACGCAAUACAUGCCGCCGAUGUCACCCAGGCGAUGCAUUGCUUCCUAUCGCAAGCUCGCAUCCGUGAACACAUGACACCACAAGAGAUCCUGGCAUCUCUACUGGCGGCCAUUGCGCAUGACAUGGACCAUCCGGGGGUCAACCAGCCUUUCCUGAUCGCCACGUCUAACCAUCUGGCUGCUCUAUAUAGGAACACGUCGGUACUUGAGAAUCACCACUGGCGCUCGGCCAUCAGCUGCCUCAUCGAGAGUGACGUCCUCGGCGAAGGCAGCGCUCUGCAAGCGCCCCUCGAGGCGCAGAUCAGCUCGCUGAUCCUCGCCACCGACAUCACCCGCCAGCAGGAGUAUCUGAGCCGGUUCAAGGGUCAUCUGGAUACCAACACACUGGAUAUGACCAAGAAAGAACACCGUCACCUGGUGCUGCAGAUCGCCCUGAAGUGUGCGGACAUUUCCAACCCCUGCCGACCCUGGGAGAUCAGCCGCAAGUGGAGCCUCAAGGUCUGCGAGGAAUUCUUCCGCCAGGGAGACUACGAGAGGCAGCUCAACCUGCCUGUGACACCUCUGUGCGACCGAUACAAUACAUCUAUACCCAAGAUUCAAACAGGGUUCUUCAUGUACGUAGUCACACCGCUGAUAUCCGAAUGGCACAGAUUCUUGCACAACGAUCUCUCGACGCAAAUGCUUAAAAAUCUUCUGUACAACCAGAAGAAAUGGGAGUCCCUCUUGGAACAGGAGGAGGCUGAGGAGAACGGCACCGAGAUACCAAUACCAGAGGAUGAAACGCCCGAGGAGGAGAGCGAGCCUGCCUUAUCCGACAGUUCGGAGAUGCUAUUGCCACGUAGGAGCUCCUUGAACCCAACCCAAGUCAAGCAAAAUGGAUUAAAAGAUCAAUUGCGUCGUUUCUCAGUUCCGCUCAACAUGCGUUCGGAAAAACUCAAGAGGGGCUCACUCGCUGCAGCAGAAGGAAUCACGCCGUGUGAAAGCGAGCAUUCGCUCCACUGCGACGCGUCUGAUAAAGUUGAAAAGGUUUUGAGCACAGAGAACCUGCUGCCGAAUACUACUAUAGCCUCAAUUACGACCCCCAAGCAGGCGACUCGGCUGAACACCGUCUUCAAAGACGGCUGCACUUGGAAGUUGGUGCGGCAGCAGACGUUCCCGCCGCUAGACCCGCACGCUCGCCUGCACGGGUACUUCUCCCGCGAGCACCAAGAUAAAAGCGACGAGCCUGUUCUUUGCUCUCGCUUCAGAUCCGAGGCUUGGUUGAAUGACGGUAAAACUGAUGGGAAAUCUGACGAUAGGCUAAAAGAGUUUAAGAAGAAAGAGACAGAGAAGACUGUAAGUGAUGGCUCGCCGACUAAUGGUACGUCAUCUGCUGAGGCGUCGCCGGCGCGUCGCAAGGAGAACUGGAUUCCGAUCGUGAAGCCGCUGGGCGCGAUCCGCCGGGAGUCGGCCGUCGGCAGCCAGCUGCGGGACAACAUCACGUCGUUCCAGCUCGGCGCUCCGUAUGAUGCGCUGUGCCGCAGGAAAUCCAUGCCAGCUGAUACCAUCACUCUCCCCGCCACCCUAAAAGAUUCUCUAAUGUGCGAGAUGGCAGAAGUCCUCUCGCUGCCGCAAUUCCUGCGUCGCACGCUGUCCAACAAAGACGCUCUGACUCGCCGCAGGGGCUCCGCGCCCGCGCCCAUAGCCGUCUCAGACCUCGGUCUGCUCGCGCUGGCUUCGCGAAGCAGCAAUGGGGGCCGAAGGAAGCCCCCCGUGGGCCCCGUGGGCCCCGUGGCCUGCCAGGUGUGGGCCAGCAGGGGGGCAGGGGGCUACCCGCCGGAGCGCGUCCCUCGCCUCCCCCGCCGCAGCUCGUUGCCCGUUGAGGUGCUUACAGGUAUAUAAGACCCCAGACGAGCCACCGAAACCGGACGAGGAGGCAACGGAACCAAAAUAAAUUUGCUCAGAGUCAGGGAGGGUUGCUCAAAAUAAUGUAUUCUUUGCAUUCCGCGCGGAUGCGUGUGCCAAGGGCUUUGUACAGUUACUAUCUAUGAACACACCUGGACGCAUUGUUUAUACAGCAACAUGAGCAAGAAAACUUACGGUCAAAACAUAUAACUCGAAAUUAAAAUGUUUGAUGAGUAUGUCUGGACUGAAAUUGGAUUUAGCAAUGGAAUCCAGUCCUGGUUUAAAUGUUGGUAGCAGAUAAAUCACACAUAGACGUAGAGAAACAAUGUGCACUAGAUUCUCCGUAUAUUCAUUAGUCGAGUUAAUUGGUCGUAUGUUUUCCAACCUGGAUAUUCUGAAUGUAGUUCUGUGUGGUUUGUAGUGUACAGUUAAAUAUUGUAGGUAAUGUUAAAACUUGAACAUAUAAUUAUGUGUGUAAAUAUUACUAUUAAUAUUGUUAUCACAUAGCUCAAUAUUUUUAGACCCAAACCUUCUAUCUUGGACCUUUUAUAUCUUCUACAACUUUACACUAUUUACACCCUUACCUUUAGACCACAGUAUUGCUAUGUUUUGACAGCUUUCUCCCUUUCUUAGGACAAAGUUUACUUUUAUUUUGAUUGACAUAUUAGUACAAAUGAUGUUCUGUGAAUAUUGUGUUACUUUUAAGCGUUCUUAUGUAUGUGCAGUGUGUUCAAAUUUUAUUUUGAUAACAAAUGGUACCUUUUCGCACGCAGUCUCAGUUAACAUAUGCUUUCUUUCUGACUAGUGCUAGUGUGGACAAGUCGCGUGGAGAAUUUUAAAAUUAUUUAAAAAUAACCUUAGUACUCUAAAUUGUUGUUAGUAAUUGAACAUAUUAAGAGUCUCAUAAUCAGUAAAUAAAAAUAGUCAUAGUUGUAAGUUAUCGGAAGUAAGAUAAAGAGUAGAAGCUCUUUUUGAGCCAAUGGCGUUGUGGUUCAUCUAUUUUAGUUAUUUUGAAUUGUAUUGGAAAACGUGUUCAGUAUUAAUUACCAUACAUAUUCUCGCAUCGCUCGAUCUCAACAUUGAGUAUUUUGUUUAACAAAAUUUUAAUUAAUCGAGCAUGGGU